Molecule: messenger RNA, 2145 nt
Organism: Nematolebias whitei (Rio pearlfish)
Lineage: Eukaryota; Metazoa; Chordata; Actinopteri; Cyprinodontiformes; Rivulidae
Gene: shrprbck1r
Product: sharpin and rbck1 related
Exons: 14
Coding region: 1-2145 (714 amino acids)
Biological process (GO): protein linear polyubiquitination; positive regulation of canonical NF-kappaB signal transduction; proteasome-mediated ubiquitin-dependent protein catabolic process
Cellular component (GO): LUBAC complex
Molecular function (GO): ubiquitin binding; ubiquitin-protein transferase activity
Source: RefSeq, a predicted model, not a curated record
AUGUCGCUGAGUUCGGACGGUUGGACUCAAACCCCCGGCCUCCCGCCGGACCAGUCCUCCGCCGUCCUGCCCAGCAGCCUCAGUAAUAACGACGAGGCCUCGCCGACCCAGAGCGGCUGCCAAACCGUCCUCAUGUCGGUUCAGGUGUCGGUGUGCCACUCCGGGAUUCGGCCGCUGUGUCUUCCGGGAGCGGGUGCUGAGUCACUCCGCCUGCAGCUCGGCAUGGACCCGGGGAAGUCCGGGGAAUUCCGCCUGUCCCUGCUGGACACCAGCGGUUCGGUUCGGAGCGUGGCCAUCGCCGAGUUUGACCUGAGGUCGGUAAACUACGAGUUGAAGUCACCAAAGUGUCACGAGCUAGUGUUGGUUGCACCGCCGCACGAUCGCAUCGGCUUCAACUUCCGUUGUGAGCGGGAGGCCCAGGAGUGGGCCACUGUGGUCGUAUCGGCUCUGAAAGAAGCACACAGAGUUGCACCUGAAGAAAAUGGUUCCCAGCACCUCCCUGAUGGUCUCCAGUUUCAGAAGACUUCGGCUUUACAAAAAACAGAGGAUGCCUGCAUAGAGCUGAGCAGAGCCAUCGAGGCGGGGGACGUUCAGUCUUCUUCUGUCUUUGCUACUGCACUCGCUCGACAACGCGCCGCGCUGAAGAUCCAGCCCUCUGCCAAAGACUACGAGGACACUGAAAUCAGUUUGGCUGUUGUAGUGGAGGAUUCCUCCUCAUCUUGUUGUGUCACUGUGAAAGUUUUCCCACUCAUGACAACCGCAUCGUUAAAACAGCAGAUGUUCCUCGAGUAUGGCUUUCACCCUCGAGUGCAGAGCUGGAUCAUCGGGCAGUGCUUGUGCUCCGACCAGCGAACCCUCGCCUCGUACGGCGUUCAUCAGGACGGCGACACGGCCUUUUUGUAUCUCCUGUCUGCCCGGCACGCUCGCCUGACUGUUCAGGACCUGCAGCAGGACCAAGAGAGCGCCCUCCUCCUCAGUCCUACUUUGUCUUUUCAAACCCCCCCGCUCGCUGCAAAAUCCACCAACGGGCCUUCGUCCCAGGACCGGAGGCCGUACACCACCCUACCUCCAAGACUCCACAGCAACUUCAAGAACGUUGGGUCAGAGAAACCGAACAUCUGUGAGCUCAGAGACCUCAUCAGCCUGAAAAUGCCUCAACUCAACGAAGCGCUGAGUCCCAGCACAUCGUCCUCUCAGGGUUGGUCUUGUCCUUCUUGCACAUACAUCAACAAGCCGACCCGGCCGGGCUGUGAGAUCUGCAGCACCAACCGUCCCGAGAGCUACGUGGUCCCGGGCGGGUACCAACCUGAUGCACUGGAGCUCCAACGGAUCCAGCAGGAGAAGGAGGCCAUUAGGCAGUACCAGCAGGCAAAGGAGAAGGAGAGAAUGGAGAAUUUUGCCCGUCUUAAAAGACUGGACGGUCAGGACCUGGUGCCCAACCCUGAGCCUGUGGAUUGUAGGAUUUGCUACAUGGAGCUACCACCAGGAGAGGGAGUCCUGCUGAGGGAGUGUCUGCACUGUUUCUGCAGAGAGUGUUUACGCUCCGUCAUCAUGCUGAGCGAGGAGCCCGAGGUGUCCUGUCCAUACAGAGAUGACACCUACUCCUGCGCCGGUGCUUUGCAGGAGAGGGAAAUUCGAGCUCUGUUGCCAGCUGAGGAGUAUGAGCGGUGGCUGCAGAGGGGCCUGUCGGUGGCAGAGUCUCGGUGCGAGGGCAGCUAUCAUUGUGCAACUCCCGACUGUGUGGGAUGGUGUGUGUACGAGGAUACUGUCAAUGUCUUCCACUGCCCUGUCUGUAGGAAGCACAACUGUCUCAUUUGCAAGGCGAUUCACGAAGGAAUGAACUGCAAACAGUAUCAGGAUGAUCUUGCAGCACGUGCUAUAAAUGACUCCGCCGCCAGGAGGACGACACAUCUACUGAAGACCCUUGUCCAGUCAGGAGAGGCCAUGCACUGUCCUCAGUGUGGCAUCAUUGUGCAGAAGAGGGAUGGAUGUGACUGGCUGCGCUGCACUGUCUGUCACACCGAGAUCUGCUGGGUAACCAGAGGGCCUCGCUGGGGGCCCAAGGGUCCUGGAGACACCAGUGGAGGAUGUCGAUGCAACGUCAACAAUCAGAAAUGUCAUCCUAAAUGCCAAAACUGUCACUGA